AUGAAGAGACAAUCGUUUGAAUUGGAUCCUCGUGGCGACGUGUGUCUAAUCCUUCGACAACCAAACCAGCAGGAGCUUAUUUGGAACCCAUCUGCGUCGGUCACACCAUCCGGCGACCAAGGGGAAGAGGAAAAGAGUGAUGAAAGCGCCGAUCCCAAGCCCGAGUCUGAGGGUAAACUUCCGGGCGGAUUGGACGAACUCAAUGAGAGCAAUGAGCCUGAGGAAGUGCAAUUUCGACUAUCUUCACGGCACCUGUGUCUCGCGUCGCCUGUCUUUAAUGCUAUGCUAUCCGGAGACUGGAAAGAGAGCAAUGGCACUUUCGAGAGUCCUGAAAAGGUGACUGAAAUGGAGACACGGAAGACAUCCGACACAAGACUGCAACUGCGUUAUGAGAUAGCAGCAACGGAGUGGAACGUCGAAGCGUUUACCCUCUUGAUGAACAUUAUUCACGGCCACCAUCGUAAAGUGCCGCGGUCCAUCGACUUGGACACCCUUGCAAUGGUUUCCGUCCUCGUAGAUUAUUACAAGUGCCACGAAAUAACAGAUGUCUUUGCCCAAAUGUGGGUGGUGAAGCUCAGCCCCGGCUUGCCAACCUCAUACGGCCGAGAGUCUAUGAUUUGGCUCUUCGUAUCAUGGGUCUUUUCGGAAUCCUUGAUUUUCCAGCAAAUGACGGCGCUAGCUAUGAAAGAAGGUGAUUGCUCGCUCGAGACUACGAGUUUGCCACUGCCUCCCUUGCUAUUGGGUGACAUUGAGCAAAAGCGAAUAAGUGCACUUCAUCUCGUUCUACGCGCGCUUCACGACUUGCGCGAAGACCUUAGUAAAGGUAGCAAAGGCUGCAACUUUGAGUGCUCGUCUAUGACUCUUGGUGCGCUCAUCAAAGGAAUGGACAAGCACAAGCUCAACCAAGAUCAACUUCCGGAUUCAUUCUGCGACCAAAGCUUAAAACAAUUCAAAGCUAUUCUACUGGCAUUUGAAAAGCCAACCUGGUUUAGCUAUCCAAAAGAUCCCAGAUAUCUCCCUUCCCAGCACCAUUGCAGCGUUCAAAGCAUGCUUGAGCCAGCAAUUAAGCGUGUUUGCAGCAAUCUGGUUGGCCUGAAACUACAUGAUUACCGAGCCUAUCGCUUAGGCGUGGGCUGCUGCCAGAUUAUUGCUACUGCUACUGCUACUACUGCUACUACUGCUACUACUGCUACUACUGCUACUACUGCUACUACUGCUACUACUGCUACUACUGCUACUACUGCUACUGCUACUACUGCUUUUACUGCUGCUUUUACUGCUAUUAUUAAAAAUAGGAUUUAG
Molecule: messenger RNA, 1302 nt
Organism: Trichoderma gamsii
Lineage: Eukaryota; Fungi; Ascomycota; Sordariomycetes; Hypocreales; Hypocreaceae
Exons: 4
Coding region: 1-1302 (433 amino acids)
Source: RefSeq, a predicted model, not a curated record